AUGGGCGGCAUUGUCCCCAAACUGGCUCAUCAUGCUCAUAUGCGCAACCUCCCCUCAGUGGUCCAGGAGGCGAUCCAAUCGGCAGGCCUAGGCGAGCAUGGGAUCCUGGCAGUCGACAUUAUUGCAGUAACGCGCGGCCCCGGAUUAGCGCACUCCCUUGGGGUCGGAUUGAAUGCGGCAAAGACCCUCGCUGCGGCCUUGAACAAGCCCUUGAUCGGUGUCCAUCAUAUGGAAGCUCAUGCCCUCACAGCGCGACUCACUACCCGCGACCCGGACUACCAGCCAGUCGACCAGGAUGUCUCUGCCUCGGAAUCUAAUGUACCCAUCGGAUCGGAUCCAUACCCGUCCUUCCCCUUUUUGACUCUCCUCGUGUCUGGUGGCCACACCUUGUUAUUAGUUGCACACUCCGUAAAUCGAUAUACAACCCUGGCAACAACAGUCGACGACUCAAUCGGAGAAGCAUUUGACAAGACGGCGCGAGAACUCGACAUCCCUUGGUUGCCUGGUCGUGCUGGCGGGCCUGGUGCCAGUUUGGAGCAAUUUGCUAAGAGCUCAAGCAACCCAGGACGGUAUCAGGAUCGUCUCCCUAUUCCAUUGAGUCUUCGUUCCAGCAAGAGCGAGAUGAAGUUCAGCUUUGCAGGACUCAAAAGCGCAGUUACUCGUAUUGUGAAUCAGGAAAAGGCAGCCAGCCCCACAGGCGAGAUGGACGAGUCGAAGCGACAGGAUCUGGCAGCAGGAUUUCAGCAUUGUGCGGUGACACAUCUCUGUCAAAAGGUAGAGCAAGCACUGGUUGACUGCCACGAACAAGGACUAGAUAUCUCAAGUCUCGUCAUCAGCGGGGGUGUUGGACGGAAUGCGACUCUUCGGAGCAGGAUGGACGAGGUCUGUGGUCGGUUCGAGUACGGGGGCGCCAUCGCCUUGGACAAGAUGUCAUCCAAGGAGAAGAAAAGGUUGAAGAGAGCAUUACUCACUGCAGCAGCACCAAAGGAGUCAGGCAAGGCUGUGCGAUCUGUGCGAGUUAUUUGCCCACCGCCCAAGCUGUGUACCGACAAUGCAGUGAUGAUUGCGUGGACUGGAUUAGAACGGUACCAGCAAGGGCUAGUUGAUCCGUACGACAUUGAUAUUGUCCCCAAGUGGCCAUUAGACAUGCUCGGUACAGGCGUUGUUCCUGAAUAA
Linnemannia hyalina is the source of this 1176-nucleotide messenger RNA. Lineage: Eukaryota; Fungi; Mortierellomycota; Mortierellomycetes; Mortierellales; Mortierellaceae. The record is from the annotation of a GenBank genome assembly.